UUUCAUGUAUCUCUGCCUGUCUGGCCUUGAACUUGCUAUGCAAUAGAGGAUGACCUUGGAUUUUCUGAUCUUGCUGCCUCCACUUCCUGAGUGCUACAGAUACAAGUUUCUCACUGAGUCUGGAGCCAGGCAGGCAGCCAGCAAGCCCCAUGGAUCUUCGUAUCUCAGCCUCCCUGUAGUAUGUGUGGUUACAGGAAUUGGUGUACAUGUACAUACACAUACAGGGCCAUGAUACCUACCAUGCUUCUCCUGGCAAGGUCUUCCACUGUGUUGGAGGGUAUUCCAAAGUGGGCUUCAUCCACAUGGGCUGGCCUCAAGCCCAGCCAGCUCCUUCCACUGCAUGCAUCAUCUAGAUUGCUCUCCUUAGGCUUUGUAAGCCACGCUAAGCACCGGGAGGCCCCUGGAAAGAAGCUACUGUCAGAGAAAAAACUGAAAAGGCAUUUUGUGGAUCACCGGAGAGUGCUGGUCCGUGGAGGAAAUGGAGGCUCUGGCAUGAGCUGCUUCCACAGUGAGCCCCGCAAGGAGUUUGGAGGCCCUGAUGGUGGGGAUGGAGGAAAUGGUGGACAUAUCAUCCUGAAAGUUGACCAGCAAGUCAAGUCCCUGUCCUCAGUCUUGUCCCAGUAUCAGGGUUUCAGUGGAGAAGAUGGUGGCAGUAAAAACUGCUUUGGACGAGGUGGUGCCACCCUCUACAUAAAGGUCCCUGUGGGUACCUUGGUGAAAGAAGGAGGUGAGAUCGUGGCUGACCUGUCUCACCCAGGAGACGAGUAUCUCGCUGCACUGGGAGGUGCAGGAGGAAAAGGCAAUCGUUUUUUUCUGGCCAAUGACAACCGUGCCCCUGUAACUUGCACUCCUGGACAACCAGGUCAGGAGCGGGUUCUCCACCUGGAGCUCAAGACAAUGGCCCAUGCUGGGAUGGUUGGUUUUCCCAAUGCUGGGAAAUCCUCUCUUCUUCGAGCCAUUUCAAAUGCAAAACCUGCUGUAGCUUCCUAUCCCUUCACCACCUUGAACCCACACGUGGGGAUUGUUCACUAUGAAGGCCACCAACAGGUAGCAGUGGCCGACAUCCCAGGCAUCAUCCGAGGCGCACACCUGAACAAGGGCCUGGGGUUCAGCUUCCUCAGGCAUAUUGAGCGUUGCCGCUUCUUCCUGAUUGUGGUAGAUCUUUCCUUGCCUGAGCCAUGGACUCAGGUUGAUGACUUAAAAUAUGAACUAGAGAAGUAUGAAGAAGGCCUGUCCGAGAGGUCCCAUGUGAUCAUUGCAAAUAAGAUAGAUCUCCCACAGGCCAAGGCCCACCUGCCUCAGCUCCAGGCCCACCUAGGCCAGGAGGUCAUCGCCUUGUCAGCACUGACUGGGGAGAACCUGGAGCAGCUGCUUCUACACCUGAAGGUGCUACACGAUGCCCACAUGGAAGCUGAGCUGGAGCAGGGCUGCCAGCCUUUCAGGUGGUAGUGGGCACAGGGCUAUAUGCCCCAGGGCCAGCAUGAGACAGGGAUGGGCCACCAGUCACAGGAAGCAAAAGCAUCCCUGUUGUAAAAUGCAGGCAGCUGGAACACUGAGAAAAAGUCCUUGCAAAUACA
Meriones unguiculatus (Mongolian gerbil) is the source of this 1577-nucleotide messenger RNA. RefSeq names its product mitochondrial ribosome associated GTPase 2 (gene Mtg2). Gene Ontology annotation, cellular component: mitochondrion. Gene Ontology annotation, molecular function: GTPase activity; GTP binding; magnesium ion binding. Bases 181 to 1449 code for a protein of 422 amino acids. The record is from RefSeq and is a predicted model, not a curated record. Lineage: Eukaryota; Metazoa; Chordata; Mammalia; Rodentia; Muridae. The transcript is spliced from 9 exons.